Molecule: messenger RNA, 3891 nt
Organism: Fundulus heteroclitus (mummichog)
Lineage: Eukaryota; Metazoa; Chordata; Actinopteri; Cyprinodontiformes; Fundulidae
Gene: igsf8
Product: immunoglobulin superfamily, member 8
Source: RefSeq, a predicted model, not a curated record
UGUUGUGUGCCGUGACGUGACGCUUCCCAGUGGACCCCUUUUCCGCGUCGCCGGGUUCCGCCUCUCGCUGCCAUGUCACGUGUCCGGAUACGAGGGCCCGCGGACCCAAGAGUUCGAGUGGUUCCUGUACAGGGACGGUGCCGGCGGAAGGCAGAUGGGCGUGGUGUCCACCCGGGACAAAGGUUUCCCGUACGCCCCGUUCCAGGCCAGAGUGAGGAACGGGGAGGUGAGGGUGGAGAGGGAUUCGGGGGAUAGGGUCCGACUGGUGAUCCAGAGGCUCCGGGCCGAAGACCAGGGGAAAUACGAGUGUUACACACCCAGCACGGACAGCACCUACCAGGGAAAUUACAGCGGGUCAGCUGUUGUCAAAGUAAUUCCAGACUCACUCCAAAUCAGCUACAUUCGCUCCCUCACCAGCCAGCCUGUCCCUGAGGGAGCUGAAUUAACUCUGACUUGCUCAUCCAGCAUCCAGUCGGAGCAGCUCACCCAUCUGUCCGUCAUGUUCGGAAAGCGGGGCGGAGGAGAGCGCUUGGACGGCGGAGCCGACGCCGAGGUCAGCACCAUCAGGGAGAUCAUCUCCAUCGACAAGCUCCUGGGGGUUGUUCCGGGACGGUUCUACAAGAAGCGCUACGAGGACGGAGAGAUCACGCUGGAGAAGAGGAACGGAGAGGGCGGGCAGGGGUUCUACGUGAUGAAGAUGAAGGCGGUGCAGCCCGAUGACGCGGGGUUGUACUUCUGCGAGGCCUCGCAGUGGAUUCGGGACCCCGAUCGAACGUGGCAGAGGAUUGCUCAGAGGACGCUUGAUAUCGGCAACUUAACCGUGCAGCAACUAGCGGAGUCUCUGGGUGUAGCAUCCUCGCCCAAGGGGGAGGUAACCCUUCAGGUUGGAUCCCCUCUCAUACUCACCUGUGAGGUGUUGGGGCUGGCAUCUGAAGUGAACUCAGGUCUGCUGGUGCAGUGGAUGAAAAGGGGAUCUGUCGGCAGAGAUGAAGUUGGAACCGGAGGAGUAGAGGUUGAAGUGGCUCGAAUGAGCCCGGAUGGUAUUGUAAGCUGGGGAGAUGACCUCAGCAGAGCCAGUGGUGGCUCAAUGGAGAAAGUAUCUGAGGGAAAGUACUCGUUAAAGCUCUUCUCGGCCCGACCUGCCGACUCAGGGGUGUAUCGAUGUGUGGUGAGUGUCUAUGCUGGCAGGAAAAACCCCAGCCCUUCAACGCCUGCAACGCUCACCCAGAGAUCAGAGGGAGUCGUUGUUAACUUGAAGACCAAAGAUGUUUUGGUUUCAGCUGUGGCUCGGCUCCCCCGUGGCCCCCUGCUGAAACGAGGCAACACCGUCACCCUGAUCUGCAACGCCACUGUGACAACAACAGGUCCAGUGCAGGUUCAGGUGCAAUGGCUGCGUUGGCUGAUUCCUGAACCAGACAUCACAAGGAACACGGGUGGCGUUCCGUUGGACUUUGGCGCUAUAACAGAACCCGGGCUCGUUGCCACUCUGAUGUACAACGGCAUAGUGAAAAUCCACGCCAACAAGAGUGAGGUCAGCGUCGACCGGCUGUCUGCCGACAGCUACAGACUGAGGAUCCACACGGCAACAGUGGAGGACCAGGGCAUGUAUCGGUGUCAUGCAGAAGUGUGGGGGCAGGACCAGCAUGGAGGCUGGUACAACACCGGGGCCAAAGCAGAGUCAAAUUUAGUGACUGUUUACCUGUAUGCCAGAGCUGCCGACCUCCUCCUCAUCCCUCUGGUGGUCGGAGUCUCAUCGGCCUUGUUUGUCGGCAUCGUCAUCAUCGCGACGGUAACCUGCUGCUUCAUGAACCGGCUGGCAAGACAGAGGCCUCACAAGUAGUCGUCCAUGCUGCCGCCAGCUUGUUGGCCACUGCUUUUUAUUUACUGUAAGAGGUACUGCAGAGAUUACAGUGGCAGAUGAAAGUCCACUCCAAAAUGACUUGAAGUGAAGUUGAAGACUUCGGCAUCUUUCGUCUUGGAUUUUCUGUAUUUGGACGUCUGUGUUUCACUAUUGAUGCCAAACUUUUUUCUUUUUUUUUAAUCCUCUUAUUGUUUAGUAAUACGUCAUGCACCAAUAGCAGGUUAGACCCAUUGUUGAUAGCUGUUUUCAUGUUAUCCUAAAGCACAUUUAUUUCUAGUAAUAUUGUUCUUUUAAGUUGUAAAAUUCAUGUGGGUCUCUAUAGAUUAUUGAACAAGCCUGAAAUCCAAGCAGGUUUAUAAGUGACUGUCUGUCUGUAAAGGACUGGCGAGUGUUACAGAGCCAUGCUACUCAACUCAUCAGAUUAUUUUUAUAUGAUGCUGAAUAUCUAGUAAAUGUAAGAUAUGUUCUGUUGGUGCAGAAUUCCUGUGGACAAAGACCCGUUAUGUUCUCCUGUUGCUCCUCUACCCAAAAACUGCAUGUUUUUUUUUUUUUUUUUUUGAAUACAAAACCCCACGAUGUGUAAAUGUAUGCUCAUGGCUUGAGGCUGACAGUCACAGGAAUGCUGAUGGGAGCCGUUUAGCCUCCGGUUUCUUAAUAUGAGCAGCGACGGUCCGGCCGUCUGAAGCCCAGAGCAGCUCUGCAAGUAAACAAAGCAUCUGUCUGUGAGUUAAACGCGAAGGCCGACGGACGGGGACGUUCUCACGGAAAACAAUCGAGGACCAUUUGUUGCUUAAUUCUGUUGCGCAUUUUGACAACAGACUCAUACGUUUUAUAAGUUUGACUAACGUAUCACUUUCUGUUUAAACUUGGCUUGGAGUUUGCCUGUGGAAUUUGCUCCGUGUAAGACUGUGCUGCAGCAGGACCAUAUUUCUAUGUAAAGUCCGUUUGAUUAGCAUGCUGCAGCAGUCUGCUCCUGUUGAAGGACUUGGACAAAAACGAGCCUGGGACCAAAGCCCUUUGGUAUCGUUUACUCUGUAAUCGUCCAGCCAAAAGGCCGUUUAUUUCCUUGUUUCGCUCGUUUCUGGGGUUAAUGCCUCCGUAAAGUAACUUGUUACAGAUACUGCAGUCUUCCCGAGGCGUCAGGCCAUACGAUCUGAUAGUUUGGUUAAGUAUCUCCAUCAUCCUCGCCCGUAUGUGGUCCAGGCCUCUUCACAAGGCGUUUUAUGACUACGGCUCCCACUGCUAGCCCACAAAAAUGCGUUGGAGAGGCUCUGUGUUUUUGUGCAUUUAAUCCAUCUUCCUGUUGAAAGUUCCUCCUGAAAAAAUGUGUGGUCGUGUAAGAUUAUAUGCAUGAACUUUCAGUCUCUUUCUCUCUGCAGGAGGCUGUCUGAAUCUCAAUGCCUUCCUUUGCUAGUGUUUCCCGAGGCCCCGAUUUUAUAAAUGUUUAAAGACAGUUUGGAGUAAAAGCACAGCUCUGCUCAUUUCCUGAGCCGCUUUGUUCCAGAGUCAACGCUGAUGUAUUCCCCACGCCGCUGUCGCGCACCGACGCGGACACACGUGGACGCCGCAGCAGAGGCAGGGCAGUGUCUGGCUGUACUUUCAGAUGGCAGUAAGCGAGUAUCUGCGUGUUCAUCUCUAAUCCCCGUUUAUGGCUGCAGCGAAUCUCGCCACCCUUCCCCCCACGCUGCCAGUGGCUCACAUUCGAUUUUGUUUUCAAUCUGUGUUCUCUGUGAAUUACUCCCCUCUGUGAAGAGUUUUUUGCACGGAGUGUUAAAAUAUAUAUAUAUAAAAAAAAAAAACUGCUGUGUAAAAUGUGCUUAUGUGUGAACAUUUUUUUUUAAAGAAUUUUUGUUUGAAUCGUUUACUGACGCUAAGCCCCACUGUUGCUGAAUGCAUCCUACUGCCGUAGAAAUAUAUAGAGAUGAAAGCAGGUUAUUUUUCACCUUUUGUUUCUUAUGGUGCUUUGGCAAACCUGCCAGCUGAUUUAAAAAAAACAACAACAAUAAAACAAUCUGGAUUUUCAAUGCCAA